Tribolium madens (black flour beetle) is the source of this 1653-nucleotide messenger RNA. It is a transcript of the gene Rpn3, whose product is annotated as probable 26S proteasome non-ATPase regulatory subunit 3. The coding region runs from base 87 to 1574 and encodes 495 amino acids. The record is from RefSeq and is a predicted model, not a curated record. Gene Ontology annotation, cellular component: proteasome regulatory particle, lid subcomplex; proteasome complex. The transcript has a single exon. Lineage: Eukaryota; Metazoa; Arthropoda; Insecta; Coleoptera; Tenebrionidae. Gene Ontology annotation, biological process: ubiquitin-dependent protein catabolic process; regulation of protein catabolic process. Gene Ontology annotation, molecular function: enzyme regulator activity.
UUGACAGCGGUUUGCGUCUCGGGUGCGUUACGAAGCAAAAGCAAAUUUGACAGUGGUCCCCAGAACAAAAGUGUUAUUAAUGAAAAAUGACUAGUACGAUGGCUCCCUCCGACAUAACCGACGUCGAAAUGAAGAAUGCCGACAGCCCCCCUGGUAUGGAAGCCGGCGACAGUAAGCGAACUAUUGAUUUUCAAAAUUUGGUGGAAAUCCGUGAGCAAGCCCGGCAAAUCGAAAAAGCAGUCACCAACAAAGAAAACCGUUUCAUUUUGCGUGUCCUGAGGUGCUUACCCAACACCCGUCGAAAACUCAACGGUGCUGUACUUAAAGGUUUAGUCAAUCAGAUUUAUCCAGUCUCAGAACGUGACGCCUUGACUGAGUACUUGGAGGACGUCCCCGCUGGGCUGGAACUGGAGACGGGACGUGCAAGGUCUGCUACAAAGACCCCAGUGCCCGAAGUGGACGCUUAUAUCCAUCUCCUCAUUCUGGUGUAUCUGAUAGACACCAGUAAGCUCAACGAUGGGGUAAGGUGCUCCCAAGCUUUGAUGAACAAAAUCACGGUUCAGAAUCGGCGAAGCUUAGAUCUCAUCGCAGCCAAAUGCUAUUUUUAUCACUCAAGAGUGGCCGAAUUGACUGGAAAGUUGGACUCGAUUAGAGCCUUCUUGCAUGCACGUUUGAGAACAGCCACCUUAAGAAACGAUUUCGAGGGACAAGCUGUCUUGAUUAAUUGCUUGCUGAGGAACUACCUACAUUACUCACUUUACGACCAGUCUGAUAAGUUAGUUAGCAAAUGCGUUUUUCCUGAAACUGCCAGUAACAACGAAUGGGCCCGAUUUUUGUACUAUUUGGGGCGGAUUAAGGCAGCCCGGUUAGAAUACAGCGUGGCCCAUAAACAUCUAGUGCAAGCUAUGAGGAAAUCCCCACAAAACACGGCCGUUGGAUUCCGACAGACCGUCCAGAAACUGCUAGUUGUGGUCGAGUUGCUUCUAGGAGACAUCCCGGAACGGCAGAUUUUCCGUCAGGCCAGCAUGAGACACUCUUUAGCCCCCUAUUUCCAACUAACACAAGCCGUUCGUAUGGGCAAUUUGCACCGGUUUGGGGAAGUUUUGGAAAACUUUGGACCGCAAUUCCGUCAGGAUCACACAUUCACUCUAAUUCUUCGUCUGCGACAUAACGUAAUCAAAACGGCGAUUCGUGCAAUCGGUUUGUCGUAUUCGAGGAUUUCGCCGCAAGAUAUCGCGAAAAAACUGGGCUUGGAUUCGGCUGAAGAUGCCGAGUUUAUAGUAGCGAAAGCGAUCAGAGAUGGGGUUAUUGAAGCGACUUUGGACCCUGAAGGGGGCUAUAUGAGGAGCAAGGAGAGCACUGAUAUUUAUUGCACGAAGGAGCCGCAAAUGGCUUUCCAUCAGCGGAUUUCCUUCUGUUUGGAUCUUCAUAAUCAGAGUGUGAAAGCAAUGAGGUAUCCGCCCAAAGCCUAUGGAAAGGAACUCGAAUCGGCUGAGGAACGUAGAGAGAGGGAACAGCAGGAUUUGGAACUUGCGAAGGAAAUGGCGGAGGAGGAUGAUGAUGGGUUUCCUUAGAUAGGAGUUGUGGCGUUUAUUUUUGCAAUUUUGCUUUCGACUGUAUUCUAUAGUUAAAUAAAUUUGUGUAUUAACACCA